GAGCCCAGCGCCCACCCUUCGCUUUGCUCGCCAGCUACUCGCCACCGCAAAGCGCACCGGCGCGCGAAACGGGUAUCGCCGUCGCCCGGAAGAACAACCACCUUCGCCGACGGACAUCUGGCGGCCACCCGGCCGGCGCAUCGGUCGGUACGUGCACAAAACGGCCAGAAGCACCCGGCAACCGAUCGGAUCCUUCGCUCGCAAGGAAAGGGAAGCUGUGGUCUAAACAAGACAGAAAGAUGAGAAAGUGACAGCGAAAUUGUUUCAUCUCCAAGCCAGGACACCCGCCAGCUCGCCCCGGUGGAAUCGUAUAGGUGUAUUCUACGAGUAAUUUAUUUGCUAAUCACGCAGCCAGCAGAGUAGGCGGCGGCAUCGAUAGACUACACAGGCUACAGCCCAGCACGGCAAUCAGUAGGGUGGCGAGAGGAAGAAUACAAAGCGGGAGGGGACGUCGACCUCGGAAAGACCCACCCGGCAGUAGUGGCGAGCCACAUCUCCGAUGCGCAUCGCCCCGCUUUCCCACCCUCCUCUUAUCCCCCAAAGCAGAGGAAAGCCGGCGAGCUCUCCGUGCUCUGCUUAGCGAGUUCGAUUCCAUCCAUCAGCCCAUCCAUCGAUCGCCGGUGCGAGGCUAGCUAGCCAGGCAGCCAGCGGCGUGAUCUGGUCUUGAUCGGCCGGCGACCCCAUGGCGUCCAUCGUCGUGAUCGGGCUGGUGCUCCUCCUCGACAUCCUCGCCUUCGUCCUCGCCAUCGGCGCCGAGCGCCGCCGGAGCACGGCGCAACUCGGCGAGGCCGAGCCUGGCGGCAGGCGGUACUGCAUGUACGACACGGACGCGUCCACCUGGUACGGCGUCGGCGCGCUCGCCCUGCUGCUGGUCGGGCAGGCCGUGGCCAUGGCCGCCAGCCGCUGCUUCUGCUGCGGCCGCGCGCUCUCCCCCGGCCGCUGGCGCUUCUUCUCCGGCCUCUUCUUCGUCCUCUGCUGGCUGACGUUCGUGAUCGCGGAGGUGUGCCUGCUGGCGGGGUCGGUGCGGAACGCGUACCACACCAAGUACGUGAGCGGCUACUACGACGGAGGGGCGCUCCCCUGCGCGAUGCUGCGCAGGGGCGUCUUCGCCGCCGGCGCCGCCUUCGCCUUCCUCACCACGCUCUUCGUCAUGCUCCACUACGUCUUCUACUCCAAGGCCCGCGCCGCGCCCCCGCCCAUCAUCAACGGCGGCGGCAUCGGCAUGACCCGCAUCUGAUCCGUCCCUGUGGCUCUGAUCUGACCGUGGAGCGAUGCCUGUUCGUGUCGUGUGUUGUAGGAUAAGUGUGGGGUGAAUGUGUGGCUCUGUGUGCCGAGAACAGAUUGUGCGUGGUUGCUAGUGUUAGUGAACAGCUGAAUAGAUCAUGUGGGGUUGUGGAGUGUGCGUAGAAGAGAUCAGUCUGUUUGUCUAAGUAUUUUACAUUCGUGCGCCUUAUAUUUACUGUAUUUUAUCUGUCAAA
Triticum aestivum (bread wheat) is the source of this 1478-nucleotide messenger RNA. RefSeq lists its product as uncharacterized. The record is from RefSeq and is a predicted model, not a curated record. Bases 683 to 1237 code for a protein of 184 amino acids. The transcript is spliced from 3 exons. NCBI's taxonomy places the organism in Eukaryota, Viridiplantae, Streptophyta, Magnoliopsida, Poales, Poaceae.